AUGGAGAGGCCGGAGCUAGAGCUGGACCUCGGCCUCAGCCUCCUUCACCGCUCUGCACCGGAGGAGCCGCCGGGCUUCUUCCUCUGCACGUACUGCGGCCGCAAGUUCUACACCUCGCAGGCGCUCGGCGGCCACCAGAACGCGCACAAGUAUGAGCGCACCCUGGCAAAGCGCCACCGCGAGAUGGCUGAAGCUGCCAUGCGCGCGCACCAAGCAGCGUCGUCAGUGAGGGGCGCCGGCCGCGGCCAGGUCGACGGCGACAGCGUGCCUGGAGCUGGAAGCGCCGCCAGAGUUGCCAGCGGCGUUGCUGGAGCAGAGCCUGAGGCGGCUAAGAAGGCGAGGCAUGCUGAUCCGCCGGCGCCUUGGCAGCGGGGCGACGUCGAGCGCGCCGACGACCUGGACUUGUCACUCAGGCUAUGA
This is a messenger RNA of Miscanthus lutarioriparius, 420 nucleotides long. The record is from the annotation of a GenBank genome assembly. NCBI's taxonomy places the organism in Eukaryota, Viridiplantae, Streptophyta, Magnoliopsida, Poales, Poaceae.